AAAGCGCCCGUUAUCUCAAAUAUUUCCAUGUAAUCGAUUUCUAAACACCCAAACAAAAUGGCGCUGUUUAGCGCAUCGUUCCUUGUAGGACUGACAAUUAUUCAUUGUACAUCGAGUUUGCACUGGUAUCAAACAUUGACACCCCUGGGAUUAAAUCAUUGCCCAGAAACUGGGGGAGAGGGAAACUUCUGCUACGAUCUGAUCCAAUCAAGUAACAACUGCUCUUACAUCUGCGAAUACGCCAGACCUCUGGAAUUUUUCUUACGAGAUAUUUAUAAUCUAUGCGAACAUCCCGAGUGGCCAUCCUCUAAGAAUAUUCGAUGUCAUUACUACCAAUGCCAGAGAAAGUGCUGUAGUGGAUGGGCGCUGGAUGACUAUGGAAGAUGCACUGUUGAAAGUAAAGGAAUCGAGUGUCUCAACGGCGGAACACCAUUUGGUGAUAAUUGUAUAUGUCCAAAGCAUUUCGUGGGCAAACAAUGUGAAACAGCUGUCUGUGGAGGAGAAUGUCUUAAUGGCGGUGAAUGUAGGAAAGUUGAUCCCCUGUCGCCUCCGAAGUGUAUCUGUUCAGCCAAUUUCACGGGUCACCUGUGCGAGAAACCUGUCUGUGGUGAUGGUUGCCAAAAUGGCGGUUCCUGUAUUUCGCAAUAUUAUGGAGUAGCUUGUAAAUGUCAACAUGGCUUCCUUGGUCCUUGGUGUGAAAAGAGGCGUUGUGAUAAAUGCCAUUUCAUCCACGGAAAUUAUGACACUUCUUGCUCGCAUACCUGCAAGAGCGACGAUGACUGCCAGAGAGAAGAAACUUGCUGUGAACAUGAAGGCAGAAACAUCUGUGUAGUCAAAAGAGAGAAAGCCCACCAAAAAUGUAUUUAUGGCAGAAAAGCAGUUUACGUCGGUGAAAGUAUAACAAACAUAUCUGGUAAAAAGUGUCUCUGCAUGCCGGGAUAUAUUUAUGGCAGUCUUAACUGCGAUGAAGACGUUUGUGAGGAAGAUGAUGAAGAAGAGAACACGUGCAUUCACCAUGGAGAUGGGAUAAUGCACGACAAUGACAAGGUUGAAGAGGAAAUUUCUGAUGAUAUCCUGUAUGAGCUUCCCAGAAUUUACAAUUGUCCAUCCACAUAUUCAAGAGUGAUGGUAGAGGUCCAGGAGGAUUCCAAUGUAGCUCUUAUGUACCACCAAUUCAAGGCAAUAAAUUACCUUGGAAGAGAGCUUCAGGUGUAUGUUAGCCAGCAGAAGUUCUAUGCCUGCAACUGUUCGUAUGGUCAACGUGUUAGGGCCAACGCUACUGCUGUUGAUCAACAUGGUGGCAAAACAAUUUGUUGUUUCACUGUACAGAUUGUGGAUCGUUAUCCUCCCAAACUAUCUCACUGCCCCGUGGAUAUAUAUGCCAUAGCAGGGGAAAGGAUAUCCUGGACGAUUCCAAAGGCCACGGACAACGUGGGUAUCAGGGACCUAUGGAUAGAACCUAGAGUUCAUAAUGGAUCUCGUAUUGAAACUGGUGAUCACAUGUUUCGCUAUGUUGCGGAAGACUGGCAUGGCAACAGAGCAGAAUGCAGGUUCCUCGUCAGUAUAAAGAGCGCGGACUCCUCAGAAAACGGAUGGUCAUCUGAACUGAGGUCCCGGGUAACAACAAACACUCCUGUCAUAAUAGGAGCAAGUGUUGUGGGAAUCAUGGCGAUAGCACUUCUGGUCAUACUCGUAGUGGUUUUCCGCCUCUGUAGAAGAGCCAGGAUUUUAAGGAAUCGCCCAUCAAGAACUCAUGGAACAGUACUCUCCACCACACAAUCACAGCAGUUAGACGCUUGCUUAUCCGAACCUCCGCCAUAUGAGGUCGCUGCAAUCGAUAAACUUCCAGACUACAAACCACGUGAUGACCCACCCAUAUAUGAAGAUAUCUGUAAUGUAAAGAAAAACAGUGAAGAAAUCGGAGGAUGCACUAAUCCAAUCUAUACAAUAUCAGGAUCAAGCGAUAAUAUCCAUGGAGUUCCGGUGAACACGAACACAAUUGUCACUGAUGUUUAACGCUCUCAGUGAACUGAGUUGUUUUCCUUUCUUUUGUAGCAUAAUAUGUAACCUAAUUUUAUGAAUUGAAAUGAUUAAGAUACUUUUUUAUUUCUUGAACAGCUUUUAUUCUUGCAUUUUCAUUUUGUGCCAUUGGACUUUUAAACAUGUCGAAUUUGAUGAUUUAAACCGUGAAUAGUUUCUGUAUACGUUAACCAAGACAUAUUUGUACAUGGUAACACAAAUUUAACUACACAUGCAUUCAUGAUAUUGUAUUUAAAUCAAAAUAGUAAUUUAUAUCUUAAUGAUUUUAGUGCUUAAAAUCUUAUUCCUUUUGUUAAAUUUAUUCUUUGUUGAUUUUGUGAAAGAUUAAAUGAAA
Saccostrea echinata is the source of this 2374-nucleotide messenger RNA. RefSeq lists its product as uncharacterized. NCBI's taxonomy places the organism in Eukaryota, Metazoa, Mollusca, Bivalvia, Ostreida, Ostreidae. The transcript is spliced from 14 exons. Bases 58 to 2016 code for a protein of 652 amino acids. The record is from RefSeq and is a predicted model, not a curated record.